AGCUUUGUUUUAUAAAGUGGUUUUCACUGGGACUGUGAAAUAGUAUAUUAUAUUUCAGAGCGAUUAGCUCAGAAGUCCCUGUUGAGACCUUACAUUAAUACUUUAUGACGUGUUGUACCAGUUAUAWGUAUUGAUUCAGCGGUGACAGUACUGUGAGAAGUGCACGCUGAACACACAAUACCCRGCUAAGUAAUUCACACAAGAACGACAUUGACACUAUGAGUCAACUUGACUCGAUAAGUAUUUAGACAACAAGCGAUUAAAAUACUUGAUUAUUCUGACUCGAUGACUCAAGAUAGCAUCAUGGUUGGACUGGUCUUGUUUCGUGCUCUAACACUCGUUGUUCUGGGAUGUUUCAGUUCAACCCUCGGAUCGGAUGACAUUGGAAGGAUUUGCCAAGAUUUGUGGAAUGCCGAUACCAACAGCCUUAUCCAUGGAAUCGAUUUCGAUAUCAAUAUACAGUCGACUGCAUCGUACGCGAACAAGAACGACGUGUCGAAUGGCAAACUCUUUACUCGCGUUGAUGAAUCAAGACUGAACACUCGAACAUGGAGAGCAUUUAAAGUGAUGAUGAUGAUAAUGAUGCUAAGCCAUUUGUAUUCAUUUCAGUCCUCUUUUAAAUUCGAACUUCAAAAGAUGUGGCUGUACUUCUAUCGUCGCAAAGCAUAUCGGGACUCUUCGGGGUUCGAGCAUGUGUUUCUCGGAGAAUUACAGACGAAAUCUGAUGGUGUCACUCAAGUGAGCGGUUUCCAUAACUGGCUGCAGUUUUACUUGGAAGAGAAAAAAAACAACUUGGCGAACUAUUAUGGGUACUAUAACGCAAAGCUUUAUAGCGAGCCGACUUCGAUAAAACUUCAGAUGUCCUGGCAUAAAAAACUUAAACCAAUCACAGGAUUCUUCCUCGGUACCAGUCCCGAGUUUGAGCUGGCUCUGUACACAGCCUGCUUUAAGCUAAAACCAGACAAGCGCUGUCAAUGUUCCAUUGGUGGACAAACUAUCAUCAUACAGACUUAUGCCUUGGGGAACUACGUAGGAACAGCUUAUCCUCUUGUGUAGAUUACCCUCCCCUCCCUUAUUACAUUAUUUGUAGACAGACAACUUAGAAGAAUGAAAAAUAAAGCAAAUGAACGAUAGUAA
This is a messenger RNA of Exaiptasia diaphana, 1137 nucleotides long. Its product is annotated as poly(U)-specific endoribonuclease-B. The coding region runs from base 286 to 1056 and encodes 256 amino acids. The transcript is spliced from 4 exons. Lineage: Eukaryota; Metazoa; Cnidaria; Anthozoa; Actiniaria; Aiptasiidae. The record is from RefSeq and is a predicted model, not a curated record. Gene Ontology annotation, molecular function: RNA endonuclease activity.